Lepus europaeus (European hare) is the source of this 777-nucleotide messenger RNA. Its product is annotated as cyclic AMP-responsive element-binding protein 1-like. Gene Ontology annotation, cellular component: ATF4-CREB1 transcription factor complex; nucleus. Gene Ontology annotation, biological process: regulation of transcription by RNA polymerase II. Gene Ontology annotation, molecular function: DNA-binding transcription factor activity, RNA polymerase II-specific; protein binding; cAMP response element binding. NCBI's taxonomy places the organism in Eukaryota, Metazoa, Chordata, Mammalia, Lagomorpha, Leporidae. The annotation marks the transcript as partial. The transcript is spliced from 2 exons. The record is from RefSeq and is a predicted model, not a curated record.
CCAGCAGCUCAUGCAACAUCAUCUGCUCCCACUGUAACAUUAGUACAACUGCCCAAUGGGCAGACAGUUCAAGUCCAUGGAGUUAUUCAGGUGGCCCAGCCAUCAGUUAUUCAGUCUCCACAAGUCCAAACAGUUCAGAUUUCAACUACUGCAGAAAGUGAAGAUUCACAGGAGUCAGUGGAUAGUGUAACUGAUUCCCAAAAACGAAGGGAAAUUCUUUCAAGGAGGCCUUCCUACAGGAAAAUUUUAAAUGACUUAUCUUCUGAUGCACCAGGAGUGCCAAGGAUUGAAGAAGAGAAAUCUGAAGAGGAGACUUCAGCACCUGCCAUUACCACUGUAACGAUGCCGACUCUGAUUUACCAAACUAGCAGUGGACAGUAUAUUGCCAUUACCCAGGGAGGAGCAAUACAACUGGCUAACAAUGGUACCGAUGGGGUACAGGGCCUGCAAACAUUAACCAUGACCAAUGCAGCUGCCACUCAGCCGGGUACUACCAUUCUACAGUAUGCACAGACCAUGGAUGGACAACAGAUCUUAGCGCCCAGCAACCAAGUUGUUGUUCAAGCUGCUUCUGGAGAUGUACAAACAUACCAGAUCCGCACAGCACCCACUAGCACCAUUGCCCCUGGAGUUGUUAUGGCUUCCUUCCCAGCACUUCCUACACAGCCUGCCGAAGAAGCAGCAUGGAAGAGAGAGGUUUGUCUAAUGAAGAACUGCUCUCUGAGGAAGGAUCAUCAGUAUAAGAACAAGGACAUAGCCAGUAAAAUGGGAAAUUAA